UGAGGAGAGGACGAGAGUUGCAACAGAAGAGAACAGGGAAAUGAAGUUGUCAGACAGGCUAGCCCAGCAGUUCUCUCUUUACAACUAGGCAGCUAGCAAGUUAGGUGUCAGGCUCGGUCACGAGUAGAGAGAUUUACAUAAAUAUCUAAGCUAUGAAGGUCGAAAGUUUGAACAGCUUGUAGCGACUAUUUGUAGACGUUAGAUAGCUGCGGUCACAGAUCUCUGAUAAAGUUAGACAUUUCAUUGUAACUCGCAUUACAGUGAGAAAAGAAAGUGAAGUCAACUCGCUAGCCUGCUAGCUAACCUUUAGCCAACGAACCUCCUUCAGCUUCCAAACUAGAGUCCACACGGGAUUUGGAACAUUAGCAGCCAUGCCUUUCCCUUUUGGGAAGUCUCAGAAGAGUCCUGCUGAAAUAGUGAGGAGUUUAAAGGAGAAUGUGGCAUACAUGGAAAAGCUGGAUGCUGCAGACAGUAAAAAGUGUGAAAAGGUUGCAGAGGAGGCAUCCAAAAAUCUGGCCUCACUUAAAGAGAUUCUUAGUGGAACAGGUGACAAGGAGCCUCAGACUGAAUCAGUGGCUCAGCUUGCACAAGAGCUGUACAACACCAACCUCCUUAUUGCUCUCAUUGCAAACCUGCAGAAGAUUGAUUUUGAGGGGAAAAAGGAUGUGGUUCAUUUGUUCAGCAAUAUUGUGAGGCGUCAAAUUGGCACUCGCACACCCACUGUAGAAUACAUUUCUACACACCCAGAGAUCCUCUUCAUGCUUCUGAAAGGAUAUGAGAGUGCAGAAGUGGCUCUGAACUGUGGAAUGAUGCUAAGAGAGUGCCUGCGGCAUGAGCCUUUGGCACGGACGGUGCUCUUCUCUGAAGACUUCUACUGCUUCUUCCGAUACGUGGAGCUCUCAACCUUUGACAUUGCCUCAGAUGCCUUUGCUUCAUUUAAGGAUCUCCUCACAAGGCACAAGAUUAUGUGUGCAGAUUUCCUGGAGAAUAACUAUGACAGGGUGUUCACAGAGUAUGAGAAGCUGCUGCAUUCUGACAACUACGUCACCAAACGUCAGUCUUUGAAGCUCCUUGGGGAACUUCUUUUGGACAGACACAACUUCACUGUCAUGACAAAAUACAUUAGCCGGGCGGAGAACUUAAAGCUGAUGAUGAACAUGCUAAGAGACAACAGCCGAAACAUCCAGUUCGAAGCAUUCCAUGUCUUCAAGGUAUUUGUUGCAAAUCCAAACAAGACUCAGCCCGUGUUGGACAUACUGCUGAAGAACCAGACUAAACUGGUGGAAUUCCUGAGCCAUUUUCAGACUGACAGAGCCGAGGAUGAGCAGUUUUGUGAUGAGAAGAACUAUCUGAUUAAACAGAUCCGUGACCUGAAGAGGCCUACUGCACCAGAAGAAGCCUAAAGAGGAAAGGACCACUCCAUCAGGUUGUAGAUGUACAGGUGGUGGCUGAAGCUGGAGAGGGCUAAAAGAGAGCAUAGAUGACAUGCGUUGUUAAGAGUCAAUAUUAACUACAAUAUAUAGGAAAAGAAGUAACAAUAACUUCACUUUUUUGUUAAUGUGGAGGUGAUUUCCAUCCACAAUAACCUUAUUGGGCUGAAAACUGUUAAUUAGUCAUUGUGCUUUUUCUUCGAUAACAAUGAUGUGCAUUUAGUCCAUUCUUGUAAUGUUGGGCCUUAAACUGUUACCCUUCUGAAUACCUUGUUGCUGGUACCUACCACCAGCCAACAUGACUUCUGAGGUGCUCUUUAAAACUUUCCCUGAAACUUGUCCAUAUUUAAAUGAUUGAAAAUUGAUGAGUAUUUUAUUUUUCUAAUGCAACUUCAUGGUAAUCAGUUAAAAGGAUACAGUAAUAUUUCUCUCUUGAUAUUUUUUAGUCCAACUCAAUUCCUCACUUUGCUGUAUUUGAAAACAGCUGUGGGUACAAAUUUUAAAUGGCCUGAUAUGGCUUUGGCAGAGUGGCUUGUGGAUCAUAUUGGCCUGGUCAGCACAUAGUUAGUUUUAGUGAUAAAUGUCAUGCUGUUCGGCCUUGGCUUGGAUGUGUGAGAGAUUACAGUGGUCAGGAAUGAUCCUGCAGUGUGGUUCUUUCUGAUGCAUUAGCUGGCACAGGGAGAGGAAAUCAAAACCAUAGAGAAAUCAAUUAAAUGUGCAGUGAUUUUGAGGCUGUGCUCAGCAAGGCUUACAUCACUUUAAAUAGAAACAAGGAUCAGAUAAUGCUGCAGGGUACCAGCCAUCCAUUCCCCUCUUUGUUGGAAAGCCAUUGAUCUCAAUUCAUUUCAUCCUCACAAACUAAGUAAAGAUAGCAGUGAUUCAUUCAACAAACAGUAAUUUAACCAACAAGUUCAUGAGCUUUCAAGCAACUUGAUUUGUGCCAUCCAAAGCAUUUCUCCUUUACGACAUAAGCACAGCAAAACAAAAAAGUAAUAUUGCAGUUUACACAGAACUCUUGCUCACAAAGAUGCAUGAUAAGUGUGUUACACUAUUGAAUUCAAAUAUAAAAAGUUGACAUGUCAAAGUCACUGAGGGACACCACACCUUAUGUGGAUGGAGAGACAAAUUUCCUAUUUGAUUUUGGCAUUUGACACAAUAAACGUCCGAUGUUACCCUUAAUAUGAGAUUUGGGCAGGUGUAGGUAUUAGCAAUUUUUAUUUGCUCUAUCAGGAUCAACCAAAUUAUGUCUAUACAAUGUAUAGUAUGUAUGAAAGCAAUUUAAACUUCAAAUAAUAGGAGAGAAUAAAGAUGGCGGUAGAUGUUAAAACACAGCCAGGAUUUUAAAUACUGUCUUUUUGUCUCAGGUCCUUUUCUGAUAAAACUACAAUUAAACAUUUCAAUAGAAUACUCUGCAGCUACUUAUCAAAUAACUACACACACUCUUAAAUACACAUGAGUUUGUUUUGGAUGAUCAGCACUGAAUUUGAGAUUCUCACUGAUUAGCUACAUUUCUUAAAAAGAUGUCUGUUGAAAUAAUUGCCUUAUCUGCCCGUGUCACUUAAAUGGCUUGCUAGGAAUUAGCUAAAUUCACAGGAUAUUUUUUCAAGAUAUUUUGUACGCACAGUCUUAGUAAUAUAUACCUCAUGGGAUCUGAGUUUUCAAAUGCUGUGUUCUUUUUCCUUUUUCUUCCCAGGCAAGAUAUUUGUUUAAUGAUUUUAUACACACAUUGGUUUUAAUGCGUGCCUGAACUUGAUAUAUACGUUCUAACUUUAACAGGGACUGCGACCAUGUUUUCACAAUGGAAAGCUAGAGUUUUAAACUGAGCUAUUUCAUUUGGUGGUACCACACGAAGGUUAAUUCAUAAUGAAUUGCAGUGUGGUACCUAAUGAACUUUGCCUUAUUUAAAGACAUUUAUUAGAUCUUGAUGUUUGUGUAAAUUUCCAUACCUCUUAAUUUGCUUUUAAACCAAAGUCAAUAUUAGAAGGGUACAAUUACAUUUCAGGUCUCAAAUGUUUCACUUGUUAAUUUACAGAUCCACAUACAGUGUAAGUAGGUUGACUUUCCACUGCAUUCUGCUACAGUGUGAUCCUGUGAGUGUUAAUGUCAUUUUAUUAGUCCUGUAGAAAACCACUAUCUGGUGUUCUGCACCAGGAAGUCUUGAGGUAGGCCUCUGUGGGUCUAUAAAAUGAUCAGAGAAAUCUGCUGUGAAUUUGGUACAACAUGCCAAAAUAGCCGGGAGUCCUGCACUGUUAUGUCAUAGCUUCUGGAAAGAGAGUUUGCUUGAGAAUAUGUUUCCAUAAGAUCUUCCUGAAGGUAUUUAACAUUUCAGACUUUAGUUAUUGUGAACCAUGAUUUUCAACAACUGUUAUUGCAGUAGACUGAACCCCCAUCAACAGUAGUGAUUGUCUCAAACUGUCUGACCACAAACAUACUUCAAGCUUGCUGUUAAACAGAAGUUACAUAACAGGCCAACUUUUGUAAUGAUACACAAGAUUACUGGACUACUGUGUAACAAAUGACAUUCAUUUUACACAACUUAUUCAAAAUAAUGUAAUAAUUGGUCAUCUUAACAUGCAUACAAACUUUUUUGUCUUUGAGUCUGGAGCCAUUACCUGCUCUCUGGGAAGGCCAUGCUGUGCACAGUCAUCCCAUUGGAGGGAGCUGUUGGCAACUAUUGGCACCUUGUAUAGGUUGUGUAAAGAAAGCAUUUCAUUUUUAUAUAACCCUACCUCUAAAUAUGAGUAUAUAAAUCACUGGUAAUGUUUUAUAGAGAUCAACACAAAUUCAAUAUUAUAUAUUUUAUGAUUUAGAAUUUCCUGGAUAAAUCUUUGUUGUGCUUUACUUAUUUUACUUUGUUGCCUUCACCCCACCUCCUCUUCUUUCCUUGUAUUUCUUAUUUACCUUGGGAGAGAAUUAUGUGUACAUAACUUUAUAAGGAUUAAGUGUGAGAGCAUUCAUGAAAAUAAAAAGUAAAUGAAAGUA
Molecule: messenger RNA, 4412 nt
Organism: Cheilinus undulatus (humphead wrasse)
Lineage: Eukaryota; Metazoa; Chordata; Actinopteri; Labriformes; Labridae
Gene: cab39l1
Product: calcium binding protein 39, like 1
Exons: 9
Coding region: 372-1403 (343 amino acids)
Biological process (GO): intracellular signal transduction
Molecular function (GO): protein serine/threonine kinase activator activity
Source: RefSeq, a predicted model, not a curated record